This is a messenger RNA of Eutrema salsugineum, 1257 nucleotides long. Its product is annotated as UDP-galactose/UDP-glucose transporter 5. Bases 96 to 1133 code for a protein of 345 amino acids. The transcript has 12 exons. Gene Ontology annotation, cellular component: Golgi membrane; endoplasmic reticulum membrane. Lineage: Eukaryota; Viridiplantae; Streptophyta; Magnoliopsida; Brassicales; Brassicaceae. Gene Ontology annotation, biological process: transmembrane transport. Gene Ontology annotation, molecular function: 3'-phosphoadenosine 5'-phosphosulfate transmembrane transporter activity. The record is from RefSeq and is a predicted model, not a curated record.
AACAAUGGCUACUAAAGCGUGAAUGGUUUGGUUAGUUCAGGUAGGUUUUGUUCUUCAGCGAGGGAGAGAGCAGGAAUCGGAUCGUUAAUGGAGAAAUGGCUGAAUCUGAAUCAGUAAACGAAGCCAAGGAGAAGAAGCUAUGGAAAGCUGUUUUCGCCGUCUCCGGAAUUAUGAUUACCCUCGUUAUCUAUGGUCUUCUCCAGGAGAAGAUUAUGAGAGUGCCAUAUGGGUUGAACAAGGAGUACUUCAAGUACUCUUUGUUUUUAGUUUUCUGUAAUCGGCUCACUACAUCAGCUGUUUCUGCUGGUGCUUUACUGGCAAGCAAGAAGGUUUUGGAUCCUGUUGCUCCAGUUUACAAAUAUUGUCUCAUAUCAGUAACUAACAUCCUAACAACAACAUGCCAGUAUGAGGCCCUCAAGUAUGUGAGUUUCCCAGUCCAAACUCUGGCAAAAUGUGCCAAAAUGAUACCUGUAAUGGUUUGGGGAACUCUCAUCAUGCAGAAAAGGUACAGAGGAUUUGACUAUUUGGUGGCUUUCCUCGUCACACUUGGAUGCUCUGUCUUUAUUCUCUUCCCGGCAGGAGAUGAUAUUAGUCCGUCCAACAAGGGAAGAGAAAACACAGUCUGGGGUGUUUCACUUAUGGUUGGUUAUCUUGGGUUUGAUGGCUUUACGAGCACAUUCCAAGACAAACUGUUUAAAGGCUAUAAUAUGGAGAUACAUAACCAGAUAUUCUACACUACACUUUGUUCCUUUAUUCUCAGUUUCACUGGCCUUAUAUUGCAAGGGCAUUUACUCCUAGCAGUGGACUUUGUAUCUCGGCAUAGGGAUUGUCUAUUCGACAUCGCUUUGCUUUCCACUGUAGCAACAGCCAGCCAAUUUUUCAUUUCUUACACCAUUAGGACAUUUGGAGCACUAACAUUUGCUGCAAUAAUGACUACAAGACAGCUUUUGAGCAUCAUGCUCUCCUGCAUUUGGUUCUCACACCCGCUUAGCUGGGAGCAGUGCAUUGGAUCCGUUAUUGUUUUCGGGUCCCUAUAUGCCAAAAACUUAGUGAAGAAGAGAUCAGAAAAGCCGCAAGCAGCUCAAGAACUUCCACGGGACGAAGAGGCUGAGCCUCUUAAGGGAAACCCUUAAAGCAAGCACAAAGAGAGAUUUUUGUUUUCCUCUGUUGCUUUAACAGUGACCAACCAACACUAAUGAUCCCUAGAUGUACGAUGAAUAUUAUUAGAGCUUAAAUGUAUGAAACUUGAGUUUCUUG